UUUCUGGAUAUUUUCUGGAUAUUUUUAGGAUAUUGCUAUUGACCUAUUGUCACCAUAGCAACAUUAACAUGAUAACUGUUCAUGAUAGAGAACUCUGCAGGGAACUCUUGGGGUUUGAUCAAGAGAGAGAGGGAGAGGACGAAAAGAAGAGAGUGAAUGUUUCACGGAUUCAUAGCGAGGCACAGUUCUCCGAAACUGCUACAGCUACUGCAUUGUCUCGUACCAACACACACAGUCAACUACUGAGAGCUCAGGAAUGGCUCAGUCGCAAAGCAAGGAGAACCAUUGUUUCCUUACCCACUGAGCCUGAUGUCAAAGCAAUACAGUCCAUGUGCAGCGAGUUGGAAAAGGAGAGACAAGAACUUUUUAAAGAGAUUGAGGACUAUUUGUCAACUGCAGCUCAUUACAAGCAGUGCAAAAAGGAGAUGCUCUAUCAGAAAUGGAAAGAGCAGGUCUUCCUUCCCUUGCAGUCAGCCAUUACAAAGACACUUCAGUAUUCCUACUCAUUCAAUGAUACACAGAGAAAGCAGUUAUUCAAUCAAUACCUCCAUGUGCAGAACAAUAAAGGCGUAUUUUUGGAUACUAUUACAGUGGAGGAGUACAAUCCAAUGAGACUACACUACAUUGCAGCAAGAGCACAGACUCUUUGUCUUGAUGAUCCAUUGUUAUCGCAGCAGAGAGAUCAUCUCAACGAACUGACUGUCAUGCAUAAUUGUGAUGUGGGUGUACCAAGUGAUGGGUCAAGGAACAUACAGACCACUGUGCCAUCAGGUUGGACAAGCACUGAUCCUGUUCAAUGGCUGGCAAUGAAGCUAAUCCAAAUAAACAGCGAGGACAGACACAGGAGCAGGCAAAAGGUUAAAGAUUAUCAAAGUGCUACACACUUUCUCGAUGCGACCACACUGAUCAGAGAAACUGAUGAUGCAAGUGAUGAACCACAAGUUCCUCAUAAGACUCCAAUCAAAUAUAUAAGAGGAGAAGAAAUUAAUUUACAAUGGAGCUAGCUAGUGACCUUAUUGUUAUGCACAUACUACAUCUUUUAACUAGUGACUGGAAGUAUAUGUAUUUUAUACAAUUUAGGGCAACUAUUUAUUUAUUUUUGUUUUACAUAAUGUAACUAUAAGAUCAAGGUUACCAAAAAGACUGUGGCAUAUUGUACUCAAAA
Molecule: messenger RNA, 1165 nt
Organism: Amphimedon queenslandica
Lineage: Eukaryota; Metazoa; Porifera; Demospongiae; Haplosclerida; Niphatidae
Product: protein FAM228B-like
Exons: 6
Coding region: 69-1004 (311 amino acids)
Source: RefSeq, a predicted model, not a curated record